AUGGGCCAAGCCUGCGGCUGUCCUAGAGGUCCCGAACAACUCCCCGCCGACCAGACGCCACCACCGCCUCCAGCUCAGGACGAGGAGCUUCAUGGACCUCCACAACAAAAGUUGCCAAAGGCACCCACCGAGCCACCCCAUCUCGAUGACAUCGACGAGGUCCCCUCCGUCACCGCUCCAGACGAAGGAGCCAAAUCCCCAUCGAGCCCGGCAACGAGUCCGAGCCCGACACACGACCUCUCAGGCGACAGGCGAGUGACGGUCCCCCAGAUCAACGCCCCCACGCCGCACCGCCUCAGCUCGGACCGCCAAGUCUCCAUCACCACGCCGGCAGUCCUCAUCCACCGCCUUUCCUCAGACAACGCCGCCGCCGCGGAGCCAGAGCCGGCGUCGCCGUCGAGCGUCGAUUUCUCAGGCCACGCCUUGCUCGACGACAAGCUCGUCACCUUCGCCAGGCCCGUCUCGCCCGCGCACGACCUGCGAGACGACGCGCGGGUGCCCAUCUAUCACACGACCGUCCGCCAGCCGCACCUGCUGUCAGCCGACGCCUCGCUGCCGUUCCCGCGGUCUGUGUCCCCGGCGCACAACCUGCGAGACGACUCGUUCGUGGUGAACCCGGUCCGGCGGGGGCCGACGCCUCACCAGCUGUCCCACGACGCACGGGUAUCCGUCUCCGCACCCGCCACCCCGUCGCACGAGCUCUCCCGCGACAAGAGGAUAUCGAUGGCUGGCGAGCUCUCUUCCCAGCCUCACGGCAUAUCUGAAGAUGUCCGCGUGUCUGUCAGUCCGAUGGGAAUUAUGCCACAUUAUCUCAAACUGGAUCCGGUAGUGACAGUUGCCGGUUUGAGGCGGUCCAAAUCAUCUUCAUCCCAACCGGCUGGGGUUAGGAGUGACGAAGAUGUCCCGAACCAUGGAGGUGCUGCAUCUGUAAUAUGA
Thyridium curvatum is the source of this 936-nucleotide messenger RNA. RefSeq lists its product as uncharacterized. The record is from RefSeq and is a predicted model, not a curated record. Bases 1 to 936 code for a protein of 311 amino acids. NCBI's taxonomy places the organism in Eukaryota, Fungi, Ascomycota, Sordariomycetes, Thyridiales, Thyridiaceae. The transcript has 2 exons.